Micromonas pusilla CCMP1545 is the source of this 552-nucleotide messenger RNA. RefSeq lists its product as uncharacterized. NCBI's taxonomy places the organism in Eukaryota, Viridiplantae, Chlorophyta, Mamiellophyceae, Mamiellales, Mamiellaceae. Bases 1 to 552 code for a protein of 183 amino acids. The transcript has a single exon. The record is from RefSeq and is a predicted model, not a curated record.
AUGGAAUGGCCCUUACGUAGAACCGCGCGGUUCGUCUUCGCCGGCGGCGGGAAGGACGCGUCGACGGGCGAGCCCGCGCCGUUCUGGGUGAAGGUGGACGCGACGCUCGAGGGCGAGCCGUCCGACGCGAGGGUGGUGGCGUCGCGAGGCGGCGGCGGCGGCGCCGGCGGCGGCGUCUCUCGCGCGACGAUGCGAUGGGAGGCGCUCGACGACGACGCGCCGUGUCCCGCGACGACGCCGUAUCUCACUUCCGGCGCGCUCGUCGUCUCGCCCGGCGACGACGCGUCGGGCUGGCUGCCUCCGGGCGAAUGGAAGACGCUCGUCAACGCGUCGCCGAGCGAGUUCACGGUGGCGCCGACGGAGGUGCCGCGCGACGCGUGGAAGAUCGCGCCCGCGGUCGCGUCGUCGAAGGACGACGAGGUCGAAGUCGACGUCAAAGUCGCCGUCGCCGCCGACGUCGCCGCCGACGCCGACGUCGACGCUCGUUCGCCUCCCUCGACGCUGAGGUGCGUUCUAUACACUGGUCCCCAUACGACCGCGUCGGCGUGGUGA